This is a messenger RNA of Arachis ipaensis, 1097 nucleotides long. Its product is annotated as rho GDP-dissociation inhibitor 1. Gene Ontology annotation, molecular function: protein binding; Rho GDP-dissociation inhibitor activity. Gene Ontology annotation, cellular component: cytoplasm; cytosol; membrane. The record is from RefSeq and is a predicted model, not a curated record. Gene Ontology annotation, biological process: Rho protein signal transduction. Lineage: Eukaryota; Viridiplantae; Streptophyta; Magnoliopsida; Fabales; Fabaceae.
CAGUAUUUACACACACAAUAACUUUGUCUCUCUUUGAUUAUUGUGCCAACAAUAAAAAAAAAAAAAAGAAAAAGUAAUAAUCCAUUGGAAGAUAACACUAACACAACACAUUAUUACAAUACAAGAGUCAAGAGCUUCUCUUUGUGGUGGUGGUGUUGAAAAGAGAGAAUGGAGAGUGGGAAUAGGAAGAGAGCAGAGGAAGAAGAAGCAGGGCCAUCAUCAUUGAUCUCUACUGCUUUUAGGGUUGGUGAAAGCCACCAACAACAACUGAAUCAAAAGCCAAUAAGGGAAGUGGAAGAAGAACAAGCAGAGCAAGAAGAAGAUGAUGAACAAAGCUUUGGUGGUGAUCACAAAAAUUGUGGCUUUGUACCUGGUCCUUUACUUUCUCUCAAGGAGCAGAUCGAACGGGACAAGGAGGACGAAAGCCUAAGAAGGUGGAAGGAGAAGCUGUUGGGUUGUUUGGAAAGCGAUUUAGAUGGCCAAUUGGAUCCUGAAGUGAAAUUUCAUUCCAUUGGAAUUCUCUCUGAGGAUUUUGGUGAAAUUGUUAUCCCCUUACCUGUGGACGAAAAUCAUAACGGCCGAAAUCUAUUCACUCUCAAGGAGGGAUCUUGCUAUCAGCUUAAGCUAAAAUUUAGUGUUCUACACAACAUUGUUUCUGGCUUGACAUACUCCAACACUGUGUGGAAAGGAGGGCUUCAAGUUGAUCAAAGCAAGGGAAUGUUAGGGACUUUUGCUCCUCAAAAAGAACCAUAUGUCUAUGCCUUGAAGGAGGACACCACUCCAUCAGGUGCACUUGCAAGGGGUGUUUACUCUGCCAAACUUAAGUUUGAAGAUGACGACAAAAGGUGUCACAUGGAGCUCAAAUAUUUGUUCGAGAUAAAAAAGAGAAGCUAGCCCUGGUUUUAUUUUAAUGACACGUUUUGUUAUGCAUAUUUGUAUCUUAAGCUCCAAAUCCUUAGUUAUAUUUUUCUUUUCUUUGUUGAUGAUGCUACAGGUUUAUAUUUGCUUGCUAAUAGUCAAAAGAGGGAUGAACUCCAUUGUGAUGGCAUAUCUUUAACAACUAGAAAAUAAUUAUAAUGGAUCUUUGUGUGAUAAAA